Fusarium subglutinans is the source of this 267-nucleotide messenger RNA. RefSeq names its product YOS1 subunit of the Yip1p-Yif1p Complex required for transport between the ER and the Gol. The transcript is spliced from 2 exons. NCBI's taxonomy places the organism in Eukaryota, Fungi, Ascomycota, Sordariomycetes, Hypocreales, Nectriaceae. Bases 1 to 267 code for a protein of 88 amino acids. The record is from RefSeq and is a predicted model, not a curated record.
AUGUGGUUCUUUGGCAGUUUCCUCUACGGUAACAAUCCUCCUGCUCCCCUUAUCCAGAGCGCAGCCGCUAAUAUAGAUUUCAUCAAUCUCUCUCCCGCUUCUUACGACCCUGCGUUCGGCGCUGGCCCCGAUGCCAGCGUCAAAGCCAAGAUCAUCAAUCUCAUCGCGAGUGUCCGAACCAUCAUGAGGAGUACGUUCAACGCCCAAACUCACAACCACCCAAACAUAACGAGCUACUACUGCGCCUUUUGCAACACGAGGAACUAA